AUGUUGCCCAGGCAAGCAAGCGUUGUUUGCGCCCUUCCCUUUGCACUUAUAGAUUCUCAGAUACAACAGAUCCUCCAACGAACAGGUUCUGUCAACCUCUUCCGCUUUGUCAUAAACCCAAAAGACUUCGCACAAUCUGUCGAAAACCUUUUCUGCCUUUCGUUCUUGUUUAGGGACGGGUUGUGCGCCUUGUGGGUGGAUAGCAGAGGGGAGCCCGUCAUCCAGAGUUGUAGUUCCACACCAUCACACCGCCUAGCUUCAGGAGUGGUGCGUCACCAGCUCAUCAUGGAAUUUGACAUGGCCACUUGGAGGAAGGCUAUCGAUGUGUUCAACAUUACUGAGGCAAUGAUCCCACACAGAGUAGUGGCCAAGAACACAAUAUCCGCCAGUACUGUAGUAAAUUGA
Suillus clintonianus is the source of this 405-nucleotide messenger RNA. RefSeq names its product Nse4 C-terminal-domain-containing protein. Gene Ontology annotation, cellular component: nucleus; Smc5-Smc6 complex. The transcript is spliced from 3 exons. Gene Ontology annotation, biological process: DNA repair. The record is from RefSeq and is a predicted model, not a curated record. Lineage: Eukaryota; Fungi; Basidiomycota; Agaricomycetes; Boletales; Suillaceae. The coding region runs from base 1 to 405 and encodes 134 amino acids.